CUACUACUAUCAUCGCCGUCCUUGUGUUUCAUUUUUAAUGACCAUUCUCUCAUCUGCUGCUGGCUGCGGCUAUAUACCCCCCUCUCUCUGUCUCUCUAUCUCCUCCUGUUCUUAGACGUUUCUCCAGAGCCUGAAGCCAAAUCUAGGGGGCUUGCUUCAUCUGCUGUCCGAGCGUGGUUUGGUUUCUCGGGGCUGGCGCGGUCAAGAGCUCACCUGAGUUCCACCGAAAUCUGCCACGGUAGUUCUUGCCUAGGUGUGUCGUUGCGUUGUGACCCUUGCGGAUUUUCUUGUUUCUUUUGAGUUGCGAUCUUUGCAGGUUAGUCUCCCCCCCAAUCCGUAGUCAUCCGGCGUCUAGGAAAUUGCAGUCCAGUUUGCUUAUUUGUUCGUCUAGUGCCUUCUCCCCAUCCUGGUUAGAAAGAAUAUCGGAAGGGGGGAUUUUUUUUUUUUUGCCUGUUCGUAGAGGAAGCAGUGAAGACAUAAUUGUUGCAUCUGAUAAAGCUCGGGCGAAAUACAAGCAAAUCCUUGGAAUUUUGCAUCCCUUUGCUGGCUCUUUUCUGAUUCAGAGAACCCAAUGGGGGAUGUGUCCUUGAAUGGACCCGUUAAGGCCGAGCCAACUGCCGGUGGCAUUGCCAAGGGAAACCGAGUUCUGGACACGAUGUCCGCCGGGUGGACGGACGAGAGACACAUGCUGUAUAUAAGCUCCAUGGAGGCUUCUUUCGUCGACCAGCUAUACAACCAUGGAAACCAUCCGCAGGACGCAAAUGGUGCUGGCUUCAAGGUUCUCCGCAGGGGGGUGUGGGAGUACAUCGAGUAUGAGAAGACCAGUGCCCCUGUGCGAAGUGGGGCUAAAUGCUGCGUCCCUGCAAAUCCUUGGAUCCGGCAUUUCAGGCCACGUGACUGCGGUAGUAACGCACAGAGUGACGCGGUCGAGGCCUCAGUGGGCGACCAUGAGUCGGGUACUCAGGCAAGCCGCAAGAGCCCUUCAGUGUCUCAUGGAAGGGAACGGGGAGCUUGUAAGGGAGAACCCCAGAUUCUACAUGAAAGUACAGAGGUCUCUGAUCAAAAUUUUGCUGACGAUGAGGCUGAAGCUGAAACAGAAUCAAUGAAAGCAUGCAAGAAAAGGAGACUAAGCAGGGCUUUGCACUCCGGUGCUGAAUGAUCAAGUAAAUUCGCAGGAACAAUUAGCUUAGCCUGUUGCAAGAAUCGAUAUGAUUUAUCCUAAAAGAAGGUGUUAAGAUGAUGGGACAUGGCUUUCAAAACUUUCAGCUGUUGCCUGCUGGUAGCCAAGACACACUGAAUCCGAAGGAAGGCGUUGAAGGGUAGCUGUUAGUGAUUUUGUGAUAUAAAGAGUACUGGGGCAGUUAGCAUCGGCAUUUUUAGCGGAUUUAAGUUCUUGUUAUGUAUAUCUGUCUUCUGUCUUCAUCAGUAGUGCUGCUUAGUACCUCACUCUCUCGUCAGCAGGAUAUUUCUAUAUAUUGUCUGUACUUGGUAGAUAUAUGUAUUGGUUGAUCCUAUGAGUGUAAUGUUUUUUUUUGCUGCAGCUUUUGGGGGCAGUUGGUAUU
Molecule: messenger RNA, 1562 nt
Organism: Zea mays
Lineage: Eukaryota; Viridiplantae; Streptophyta; Magnoliopsida; Poales; Poaceae
Exons: 3
Coding region: 572-1159 (195 amino acids)
Biological process (GO): response to cold; regulation of circadian rhythm
Source: RefSeq, marked validated